AUUAAAAAUUAAUCGAAUAUUUUUGAAGAUAAUCGAUUAACUCGAUUAAUCGAGAAGUAAUCGGACAUCACUACUAGUGUCAAAUCAAACGCAAUGUUUUUAUUAUUUUUGUGAUUGUUUUGUGGUGAUACCGGUUCGUAAAUUAUCGCUGUUGGUUGUGUAAUUUGUCAUCUAAUCCAGUACAAAAUGCCGGUCGACAUAUUGGGCUACGCCUAUGCCGCUACAGUUGCUGCUGGCGGAAUUAUGGGCUACGUAAAAGCUGCCUCUGUUCCGUCACUAGCUGCGGGUGUUACCUUCGGGAUAAUCCUUGGAUACGGUGCAUUUUUGACAUCGCAGCAACCUCCACGACCAUUACUGCAGGUCGGAACAUCGCUGGUACUGGCAGGAAUGAUGGGCUCACGGUGGGCUCGAUCGGGUAAAUUUGUUCCACCGGGAAUUGUGUGCGUGAUUUCCUGUGCUAUGCUUGCCCGGGGAUUAUUGUUUCACAACCGUUACCUACCGUUGAUUGGAAAAACUGAUUAGACGGAAGGAGAUCGGUGUAAAACGGUGUGGAACAAUUGAAACGGUGAUGGUAUUUUUGUAGUUCAUAAGUCAUCGAAACAUGAUUCGAUAUGAGUAAAGUUCUUUAUACUAAAAUACAA
Messenger RNA from Wyeomyia smithii (pitcher-plant mosquito), 641 nucleotides. RefSeq names its product transmembrane protein 14 homolog. NCBI's taxonomy places the organism in Eukaryota, Metazoa, Arthropoda, Insecta, Diptera, Culicidae. The transcript is spliced from 2 exons. Gene Ontology annotation, biological process: regulation of heme biosynthetic process. The coding region runs from base 187 to 522 and encodes 111 amino acids. Gene Ontology annotation, cellular component: mitochondrial membrane. The record is from RefSeq and is a predicted model, not a curated record.